Molecule: messenger RNA, 1840 nt
Organism: Misgurnus anguillicaudatus (oriental weatherfish)
Lineage: Eukaryota; Metazoa; Chordata; Actinopteri; Cypriniformes; Cobitidae
Source: RefSeq, a predicted model, not a curated record
UCUAGGCUCAGGUCAAUAUAAUUACUAUUGCCUAUAGUAGACGGGACACUUUUGUGGUGGUCGGUGUGCAUCUAUUACUCUUAAAAUCAUGUUUUUAAUCAUUUUGCUUUUGAUGGGUGUGUCUGGCAUUACUUCGCCAGUGCAAUCAGCUCCGGGUUUGUUAGAUGAGUUGUUUACUUUAGUUGAAGACGUAUAUGACUAUGCAUUCAGUGAGACAGAGGAAUCAUCCUCACCUGAUAUUGUUGAUGAGACCAUUGACUGGAUUUUUGACUUUUUUGAUGAACAAGAUGCAUGUGACCCAAAUCCCUGUGAGAAUAAUGGUGUAUGUGAAGCCACCGAAAGCGGGGGCUUUACUUGCACGUGUCCAGAGCCUUAUAUUGGCAAAAAAUGUCAGGAUGAGAGGAAUGUGUGUAAGAAGGUAAAGUGUUAUAACGGUUUAUGUGUCAGAACCCAACAAAAGCCAUUCUACGAAUGCAAGUGCCGGCCACCUUACAAGGCCCCUAAUUGCAAGAAAGCUUCUGCUUGCAACCCGAGUCCGUGCCUGAAUGGAGGAACGUGUGUUAGAGGACGUACAAGAUCCGACUUCGCAUGUGAAUGUCCUGGAAACUACACUGGGAGAUUCUGCCAAAAUGAUCCAAAUGAUUGCUAUGAGGGAAAUGGCCAAUCAUACAGGGGGUUUGCCAGCAACACAGUAGAUGAUCUAGAAUGUUUACCCUGGAACUACCAUAAGAUUCCCAUAACAGCGCUUGAAGAUAAAGAUGGCAUUGGACCCCACAACUACUGCAGAAAUCCGGAUGGAGAACGAGAACCCUGGUGUUUUGUCAAACAGAAAGGCAAGCUCCGUUGGGACUACUGUAAUGUCAAUCCUUGCCUUAAAGAAGUUCCAGAAAAACCUACAGUGGCCCCCGCAAAGCUGGAAUUUUCUGGCUGUGGAAAGAAAAGCCAGACCAAUAUGAUUUCCCCAAGGAUAUUUGGUGGGAGAAAGUCCCUACCCAAUGCUCAUCCCUGGCAGGCUUCACUUCAGUUUCGACCCAAAGGUUCUAAUGACACCUUCAGACAUGGUUGUGGAGGAACCCUCAUUGACUCCUGCUGGAUCGUUACUGCAGCUCACUGCAUUGAUGAGACUGAAGAGAUGCGGGUGGAGCUGGGUGGUACUAACCUUGAGAAAGCUGACCGUGCAAAGCAGUUUCUGGAAGUGGAGAAAGACUUUGUUCAUGAGAAUUAUACACUGACAAAUGAAUACCUGUUAAAUGAUAUAGCUUUGCUGAAACUAAAGGGAGUAAAUGGACUGUGUGCUCAAGAGACCGAAUCUGUUAGAGCAGCGUGUCUUACCAGGGAUUCAUUCCCAGAUCAAACACAGUGCACCAUAUCAGGCUAUGGAGUCACAGAGAAAGAUGAAGACUCGGUCUCUCCUCAGCUGCUGGAUGCCAAAGUUCUCCUGAUCCCUCAGAGGCGAUGUAUGUCCCAGCUAGCUUAUGGGAACAGAAUGGAUGAUACCAUGAUGUGUGCUGGGUAUAUGCAGGGAAAAAUUGACUCUUGUCAGGGUGAUUCUGGUGGUCCACUGGUUUGUCAGAAGGAUGAAAAACAUUAUUUACAUGGUAUAGUGAGUUGGGGUGACAGCUGUGGAAAGAAGAACAAGCCGGGGAUCUACGUUCGUGUCAACCAGUUUAUUGACUGGCUCAAUAUUAAAAUACGUUCAUCUUAGGUUUGUGCUUCAUGAAAUCUGAGUUUAAUUGUUUGGGGUAAUUGAAGAAUAUUUACAUAAAAAUCAUGUAUAGAUAUAUUCACGGCCUGUAAUUAAGUUAUUUAAUUGCAUCUGCCAAUAAACAGCUUAACAAAA